Owenia fusiformis is the source of this 2120-nucleotide messenger RNA. The record is from the annotation of a GenBank genome assembly. NCBI's taxonomy places the organism in Eukaryota, Metazoa, Annelida, Polychaeta, Sabellida, Oweniidae.
GAUCUUGACUCUAUUCUAUUUAAUGAUUAACUUGCAUAAUCAAAUAUCAUAUAGUAAAUUCGAAACUUAGUCAGCGAUCGAAGUCUUUUUGGAUUCGGACAGCACUUAUACAUUUGAAUCCAAAAUAUAAAGCUAGGCUUACAAGAUGAGUAUAGAAGAGAGUGCUCUCUCACAAACUAAAAUCACGGGAAAAGCUCAUAUGAAUGACACAAACUCAAAUGGCAUCCAUGGAGAUACCGUCCAAGGAAAAGAAAAUGAUGUUGUUAAAAAGCUCGGGGAUGAUGAGCGUGUUGGAAUGAAACGCCAGCUGACAUUGAUGCACACUGUGGCUGUAAUAGUAGGCACUGUAAUAGGAUCAGGGAUCUUCAUCAGCCCGAAAGGAGUCACAAGGAACGUUGGAUCAGUCGGUGUUUCCCUCAUCAUCUGGACAAUAGGAGGACUUAUUAACAUCCUUGCUGCACUAUGUUAUGCAGAACUCGGAACAAUCAUACCAAAGACUGGCGGCGAUUAUUACUACGUAUAUGAUGUUUUUGGUCCUCUAUUAGGAUUUAUGAGUCUUUGGGCAAACAUUGUCAUCGUUCGGACUGCUUCUCUGGCAAUAUUGUCAAGGACUGUGGGAACCUAUCUCAUUCAGUUAUUCUUCAACGAUUGUGGUUCUCCAGGUGUUAUCGUCACUCUAGUAGCACUUUGGUCAGCAUUAACACUGUCAUUCGUGAAUGCCUACAACGUAAAAUUGGCUGCUAGGGUUCAAUCGCUGUUCACAUUGUUUAAGCUGCUAGCUCUCGCCAUCAUCAUUGUUACUGGUUUCGUAGAAUUGGGAAGGGGAAAUAACGCGAACUUCGUCAAUGCGUUUGAAGGCAGUAGGUAUGAUGUUGGUUCUCUGGCACUUGGUAUAUACGCUGCCUUCUACGCAUAUGCAGGAUGGGAAGCUGUCACAUCACUCGCAGAGGAGAUCAUUGAGCCAGAGAAAAACUUACCAAAAGCAGUUUGGAUUUCCAUGAUAACAGUAACAGGGGUCUACGUCCUAAGUAACGUCUCUUACUUUACUGUAAUGACCCCACAAGAACUAGUGUCCUCCAAUGCAGUCGCGCUGACAUUUGCUCAAAGAACAUUGAGCGGGGCAGCAUGGAUCAUGUCACUCUUUGUCGCAGCUUCAUGCUUUGGUUCAAUAAACGGAGCUAUACUUAGUAACGCAAGAUAUAUCUUUGCAGGGGGCAGAGAAGGUCAAUUCCCCACAGUUUUUGCCAUGGUGAAUGUUAAGUAUUCCACACCGAUGUUAGGAGUAGCUGGCCAGGCUGUACUAGUGCUCGCAUAUUGCUUUGUCUCGGACAUAAGUGCAAUAAUGCAAUAUCUAAUGGUGGUGAGGCAGAUACGCUACGUCAUGUCGGUUUCAGUUCUGUUGUUCCUUAGAUGGAAGAAACCAGACAUUGAAAGACCAAUAAAGGUAAAUUUGAUACUGGUGAUAUUUGUGUAUGUGGUGAUGAUCGCAUUGAUAAUUAUGUCAUUCAUCAGCAACCCUGUCCCAAGUGCAAUAGGACUCGCUGUCUUCUGUACAUCGGUACCAGUCUACUUUUUGAGAAACAUGUGCCACAAGACGUUUUGUACUGGAUACAUGAGCGUCGUUGACAGAGUUUCACUAUUUCUCCAGCAGCUGUUUCUCUCCUGUCCCGAGGACACCAAGAAAGAUGAAUGAGCAAACAAGUUAUAGCAAGAGAAAUGAUUGAACUGCUCAAGAAAUGUUGCUGAGGUCAAGCUCUCUAUAUUUCCCCAAUGGAAUUUCUGAUAGAUUUAUGUCUUUAUGUUCCAUGGAACGUUAAGUUUCCUAAAGGAUGUAACAUAUCAGAAAAUGAACAUAAUAUGAGGACUUUGAUAGCCUAACUAAAAUAAAAAGAAUCGCAAUUGCUAAAAGAACUGGACAAUUGUUUAUACGAUGAAAACUUUAUUUCUCGACUUAUUCUAUACAACAUCUAACAUUGUCUAACUUAUACUAUACUACAAAUGUCAUACAUUUUUAUUAUAUGCAUCCACGAGACUUGCCAAUGCAUAUCUUACAUUUCCACAUUUUAUGUGAUCACUGUACAAUUUAUCAAUGUUUGGACAUACUGCCACCUUGAUAGUGC